Molecule: messenger RNA, 1901 nt
Organism: Durio zibethinus
Lineage: Eukaryota; Viridiplantae; Streptophyta; Magnoliopsida; Malvales; Malvaceae
Source: RefSeq, a predicted model, not a curated record
AAUUUCUGGCGUGAAGGACCAUUUUGAAAUUUCCCCAUUAUUUCCAAUGAUCCAAUGUCACAGAAUAUUUUUAAUUAUACAAUAUCAUAGCACAUGCAAUGUAUCCCGAUUAUAGCAACCAUCAUGUGAUUCAGAUCCCGUCAAUGAUAAUAUUCCCACUAACUCAUUCAUUGCUUUCCGCUACAACGGGUAACCUCAUUUCCAGUUGCGUUUCUUCAAAGCGGAAACGGGCCAUGGACGCCGCCGCUAAUCCCGGCUCUUUCUCCUCCGCUUCCAACCCUCACCGUCCCAAUCCUUUGGUCUUCUCAGCCGAUUAUCCGCCCAGAAUCUCCCUCACUCCCGAUCAAUUUAACCACUGUUCUCAGGCUCUCAAAUAUUUUUCUGAGAAGCUCCAAAUGCCCCAUGAAAUCAACCGAGAGUUCUCUCACUUGCAGGCAAAUAGGAUUAGACCUUCGGAGAUGACAAGGAGCUGUACAGUGGGUCUUAACAGUGUCAAUUUGGACAAGAAUCGAUACUCUGAUGUCGUACCAUUUGACAAUAAUAGGGUAGUUCUUAAUUCAUGUAAAGACUACAGACCAGCUGCAAAGGGUUAUAUCAAUGCGAGCUUCAUCACGACUUCUUCCUCGGAAGACAUUUCGCAGUUUAUAGCCACGCAAGGUCCAUUGCAACACACCUAUGAGGAUUUCUGGGAGAUGGUGAUCCAGUGCCAUUGCCCUGUGAUUGUGAUGCUUACUCGUUUGGUUGACAAUUAUAAGAUAGUAAAAUGUGGAGAUUAUUUUCAAGCAGAAGAUGGUCCUAGACAGUUUGGCAAUAUCUGUAUUGGUACUAAAUGGAUACAAGCGACAAAAACCUCAUUAUUGCUACGCAACUUGGACGUAAAUUAUAAGGAGGUGAAGUAUAUUUACCGAGGAGUUUGGCUGGCUCAAGUUGAGUGUGCUAUAGUUAAGAAAAUAUUGGCCUGGAAGAUUUUGCAUCCUCCUCUCCCCUGCAGGGUAAAAAAGAAAAACAAAAAAAUGUAUUCCAUGGUAAAGUCAGAGGACCCACCAGUAUCAGUUUUGCACAUUCAAUAUCCUGAAUGGCCUGACCAUGGAGUUCCCACCAACACACUUGCUGUCCGUGAAAUCUUGAAAAGAGUAUUACAAGUACCAGCAAAUCUUGGCCCAAUAGUGGUGCACUGCAGUGCAGGUAUUGGGAGAACUGGAACAUUCUGUGCAAUUCAUAACACAAUCCAGCGAAUCCUGAUUGGAGACAUGUCUGCUUUAGACCUUGCUACUACCGUAUCUACAUUUAGGUCUCAGCGUAUUGGAAUGGUUCAAACCAUGGAUCAAUAUUUUUUCUGCCACAAAGCAAUUGUUGAUGAAUUGAAAGACCUCAUCUCGGAGUUCCGUGGUGAAUUCAGUUCAAAAUGGUAUGCUCAUCAAGUCCGUUGAAUUUCCUGAAUUGUUACAGAAUUGUUUAUUACGUGAGAAUGUUCUAGAUUUCUCCCAACUAAAGCUGAUUUUGCAAAGGUACUAGAAGAGCCAUUUGCUUGUUUCUCUGAAGUUGGAGAAAUGCAUGUUUAAUUAUGCUUCUGGAAUAUCCAUGUGCUUGUAAAACUUCCUCGAAUUGCAUGGCAUCCUGGAAAUAAAGAACAUUGCUAAUCAAUUGAUUCAGUUGACCUUAUUUUCAAGAUUGCAGGAGUUACUUGCAAAAUUUAGGAAUAUGAACAAAAAUAAACUGUUUUACCCAACCUCAUAUCUGUUCCUCACCCGGGUCAUGUGGAAAGACUUUUCUGCAUCUUAACUAUCAAAAAAAUUAUACUUACAUGAGAUUUAUGUAGUUUUGGCAAUCAGUUUCCUAAUUGCAGACUAUUUGUUGAUCAAGUAUUUCUAGAUUAAUGGUAUUUCUCUAUGUUCAAGUCA